Portunus trituberculatus (swimming crab) is the source of this 1458-nucleotide messenger RNA. RefSeq lists its product as uncharacterized. The record is from RefSeq and is a predicted model, not a curated record. Bases 426 to 956 code for a protein of 176 amino acids. The transcript has 7 exons. NCBI's taxonomy places the organism in Eukaryota, Metazoa, Arthropoda, Malacostraca, Decapoda, Portunidae.
UCAGAGAACAGCUGAGAAGCAGAACGUGGUGGCCAGUCCGCCAGGCAGCACACCCUGGUUUUAUAUUUACUUUAUACACUCGACUCCUUCCCUCAUUACAGGCUCAUGGUUCCAGCUGCAUUCAUUCUAUAAUUCAAAUGAUGCAUUGCCCUUGCUCACUCUGCCCUUCAUCACUUCCCUGCUGCUGCUGAUCUACUAGCCAGGAGUGUUCCUUCCGCGAGGCCCAUGGGGAUCAGCACGGCACCCCUGAAGGCCCCAGUGUUAUCUAGGACCAGAGGGGUGACUCCCUUAUAAUCUCCAUCAGUGCCGCUAUCGUUCCUGCCUCCAUCAAGUCAGUGCCUGUUCAAGUCUCCUCACGCUACCCAGUUCACGGCACCUCACAGCCGGCCGCCACUUCGAACAUGGUGCCACUGUGCUGAAUCAACAUGGGGUUCAAGAGGGUGUCGCCGGUGGUUCGCGUGGGAGGGCGUGGGUGGCUUCGAUUGGACGCCCGUCACGCUGCCCUCACAGCUGCACUUUGCUCCACGACAACAUCCGUGGUGGUGGCGGCGCUGUGUGGGUGGCAGCUGGUGGUGAAUGGACGGCACCCACACCACUUUCAGGAUGUUUAUUACGGUGUGCAGAUCGCUUACCUGGCCACCCUGUGCACACACCUGGCCCUCAUCUUCCUCAGCUGCUUCCUCAUCGUGGGUAUAUAUCAGGAGCGGGCUGGGCUGGUAUCGCCGUGGGUGUUGGCGACCAUUACUUUCAUGGCGCUGGAGGCUGUGUGUUGUGUGUACUCCAACGUGCUACGGGACCACAUCAACAAGAGAUUUGACACGAUAUGCAAGGUGGAAAUGAGCUUCCUCGUUGCACGACUCUUGAUAAACAUUCUGAACCUGUGCGGGGUUCUCAAGUUCUACAGGAACCUUCGUGCUGGCUAUACCUACAGGGACCCAGAAGCCAUUGAGUUGUAGAGGACGAGGCGCUAAGCUAUCGAGGUCCAGAGAGAGGUGUCAGGUUCUCAGUGUGAUGUACAACCUCUUAACUGUCGCCUCUUAGGAACGGGAACACUGUCUACUGCAGUACCAAAGACUGAUGUGAACACACGCGCCAAACUUCAUUUACUUCUCUUUGUGUGGACUUUGCAGGUGUACAUUUAAGUUAACGACACAUAAAACAGUUUCCUCUCUUAUUCUUAGUGAUACAAAAAGCACAAAGCAAAGAAAAUAUGUAAGAAACUUACUUCAUAAGGAAAAAUAUUACAACCAAGUAUUAAAGCAAAUAGGAAGUACAUUUGCAAAUAAAAAUAAACAAAUUAAAUAAAGAGAAUAAAAAUAUCCCAGUCUUGAAAAUAUUACCCUGCAAAAAAUGAUUAAGUUCACGAAUACAAAACACAAAUUGUAAACAUAAAAAGUUGUGAGUUUAUUAUUAAUAAAGAAUUGUGGAAAAAAGUAAAAACAGAUGACCACACACACA